ACAAGUAAUCUCCGAUUCCCCAGAGACAAGGGGGGAGAGAGCGGUUUGCAAAGGCGUUGCUUUUCCUCUCCAUUUCUUCUUCUCUCUCCUCUGCAUGGGUCGGGAGUCGGGGUGUGGUGUCGGGGAUGGGAGAUUGAACAGAUCCCUGAUUCUGAUCCCACCAACCCAACCCAUAAUCUCCAGCUCACAUAAAUCCAUGUCGGCACCCUUAAUUGCAUAGACAUAUCUCUGCAUCAAUCUGUUUCCCUUGAUGUCAAUCCUACACUGUACACUCUGUCUCCAUCCCUAGAAUCUCUCUCUCUCUCUCUCUAUCUUGUUAUUGGGUAAGCUCUGUUUUGCAUUCAUCUGUUGAUUCCUUUGGGUUGUCAUCGCUUGCCCAUGUCCUUGAGGUGAUGGAAUCAAUUGAGCUUUUCACGCGGUUGGUUCUGUUCUAUGGAGUUUGAUUGAUCCUCUGCAUGUGAAAAUUUGGCGGGCAAGAUAUCAACUUUUUUUUGGGGAAAUGGAGUGUGAGUUGGGAAUUUAGAUGUUCUGGUGCUGACGGCCUCUCAGUUGAUCGGAUUGUGGCUCUGAGGGUCUUUUGAGUUCUUCAAUGGCUUCGCCUGGGUUUUUCUUGAUCUGUGUCCUCCAUUCUUUGGUGGCGAUUGCCAGCGGGGCCUUGAUGAUGUUCUACUCGUCCGAGGUCUCCGUGAUCAAGGUCCGGGGAUCGACCCUCCACGACCAGCUCCUGAUCCGGACCUCCGAUUCCUUCUCGGGCCUGCUCCUGGUGGCCAUCGGGUUCUUGCUGAUCAUGGUGGGGUUCGUCAAGGACAGAGGCUUCCAGGGCUUCUUUGCGAGGGGCUGCGUGGUCCUCCACCUAGCGACGGCGGUCUGGAGGUUUUACUUUGAGAAGAAGCUCGAGGACCUCGACCGGGAAUGGCCCAAGAAGGUCCUCGGGGACAUUGCUUUGGCUGCUUCCUGGAUCUUCUUCCUGGUGUAUUCGUGGAGGGAGAAGUACGAUUGAUAGGAAGAUUGGAUUGCCAGAUGGGGCGACCCGGAAACUCCUAGGAAGGGAUCGUGGAGGGAAGCAAGCCGUGAAAUGCUAUUCAAGAGCUGGAACUGUUAUAAAUUCCGGGCAAUACCAGUCGAGAAGACGCGACGCCGGGAGUAGAGUUUUUCUCGAUUGGCCUGCUUUCUUAUUGAUUCUGUGUUGAGAUUUUGGUUGUGGCCCAGUUCCUAGGAAGAGAGUGGAGAUAUCGAAUUGGAGUGGGUUUAUCGACCCCAGUUCCUUCAAGGAUAUGUUACUUACCUGUAGAACAGUUUGAAUGUAAAUUGAUCUUUUCAUGUUACACCCCUGAGAAUGGAUGCAAAUGGCUCAGUUUCCAGCAGUUUUCUCUUUA
This is a messenger RNA of Punica granatum (pomegranate), 1376 nucleotides long. The record is from RefSeq and is a predicted model, not a curated record. Lineage: Eukaryota; Viridiplantae; Streptophyta; Magnoliopsida; Myrtales; Lythraceae.